Pimephales promelas (fathead minnow) is the source of this 5006-nucleotide messenger RNA. It is a transcript of the gene ek1, whose product is annotated as eph-like kinase 1. Gene Ontology annotation, biological process: protein phosphorylation; ephrin receptor signaling pathway; axon guidance. NCBI's taxonomy places the organism in Eukaryota, Metazoa, Chordata, Actinopteri, Cypriniformes, Leuciscidae. The record is from RefSeq and is a predicted model, not a curated record. Gene Ontology annotation, molecular function: protein binding; transmembrane-ephrin receptor activity; ATP binding. Gene Ontology annotation, cellular component: plasma membrane; dendrite.
CUCACGCCAGAUUCGGAUCCUCCAUCAAGAAGGCGCACUGUUUCUCCGGCUCAGCUCAUUUCAGUACUCCAGCGCAGCCACAGGCUCACCAGCCGAAGUUUACGCACAGGGAUGCGGGCGCGUGGAGCCGCCUGAAAAUGGCUCACUUUAGGAUUUACUCUUUCCUCGCUUCUUUUCACAUAUUAGUGUUGUGUCAAGCCUUGAGGAAUUAUCCUGAUAAUGAAGUUACUCUGCUCGACUCUAUGUCCGCCCCAGGUGAUCUGGGUUGGGAAGCGUAUCCAUCAGAGGGGUGGGAGGAGAUCAGUGUUAUGGACGAGAGGAACAUACCUAUGAGGACGUACCAGGUGUGCAAUGUAAUGGAAGCCAGUCAGAACAACUGGUUGCGCACUGGACUGAUCCAGCGAGAGGGCGCUCAACGUGUCUAUGUGGAGAUCAAAUUCACUCUGCGUGAUUGCAACAGCCUGCCGGGCGUCCCUGGAACCUGUAAGGAGACGUUUAACGUGUACUUCCAUGAAUCCAACAAUGCAGUCGCAGCUCCUUUGCGGCACAUUCGUGAGAGCCAGUAUGUGAAGAUCGACACUAUAGCGGCCGACGAGAGCUUCACGCAGACGGACGUUGGAGAUCGUGUCAUGAAGCUGAAUACGGAAGUGCGAGACAUCAGUGGUCUCAGUAAGAGAGGCUUGUACCUGGCGUUUCAGGACCUAGGGGCUUGCAUUGCUUUGGUGUCGGUGAGAGUCUUUUAUAAGCGAUGUCCGCUGGCGGUGCUCAAUCUGGCCAGGUUCCCGGACACGGUGACGGGCGGCGAUUCGGCGCUGGUGGAAGUGCGUGGCACUUGUGUGGAGGAUGCGGAAGAGCUGGAGGGACCACGGAUGUUUUGCAGUGCUGACGGAGGUUGGCUGGUGCCCAUCGGCCGUUGUGUGUGCCGGCCAGGCUUCGAGGAGGUGGAUGGACACUGCCAACCAUGUCGGUCAGGCUUUUACAAGGCCUCGGCCAUGGAUGCGUACUGUGUGAAGUGUCCUCCACACAGCUACUCCCACCAGGACAAAGCCUCCGAGUGCGUGUGUGAGAGAGGCUUCUAUAGAGCGGAAUCUGACCCUCGCUCCAUGGCGUGCACAAGACCCCCCUCGGCACCCGGCAACCCUAUUUCAAUGGUGAACGAGACUGCAGUCACUCUAGAAUGGAGUCCUCCUCGGGACAGUGGUGGACGUGGAGAUGUUACCUAUAGUGUCCACUGCAGGAAGUGUUCGGGAGAUACAGGGGCUGCAGGGGACAGUGAGAAGUGUGUUCCCUGCGGCAGUGGUCCACAUUUCAACCCCAGGCAGUUUGGCUUGACGCACCCCAGGGUUCUGGCCACAGAACUACAGCCUCACACCAAUUAUACCUUCAGCAUAGAAGCCCUGAACGGAGUGUCAGAUCUCAGCCCCAGUCCACGUCAACUAGUGUCCGUCAAUGUAACCACCAGUCAGACAGUGAGCGUCAUCUUAAAGGAAAGGAAGGGCACUGACAGUGUAACGCUGGCAUGGCAGGGUCCAGAACCUGCCGACGGGACCGUGGUGGAAUAUGAAGUCACCUAUUAUGAAAAGAACCAGCAUGAUCAGAACUACACUGUCCUGAAGACCAAAUCCAACAGCAUGACGGUGGACGGACUCAAGCCGGGAACCACAUACAUCUUCCGAGUUCGAGCCCGUACGGAUGGUGGCUAUGGGAACUACAGGGGAGAGAUUGAGUUGGAGACGAGCCAUGAAGAUAUGCUGGCGGUUGGAGAUCCCAACCAGCAAACCAUACUGGCCAUCUCAGUGGCUGGAGGUGCAGUGCUUCUGGUCUUGCUGGUGGCCUGUUUUGUUGUGAGCGGACGGCGCUGUGGAUAUAUUAAAGCAAAGCAGGACCCGGAGGAAGAGAAAAUGCAGUUUCAGCAUGGACGAGUCAAACUUCCCGAAACCCGCACGUACAUUCACCCGCACACAUACGAGGACCCAAACCAGGCGGUGCGAGACUUCGCCAAAGAAAUCGAAGUUUCCAACAUCCGGAUUGAGAGAGUUAUUGGGGCUGGUGAGUUUGGAGAGGUUUGUAGUGGGCGUCUGAGGCUACCCAGUAAAAGGGAGAUCCAGGUGGCCAUCAAGAGUCUGAAAGCCGGAUACUCGGAGCAGCAGAGACGUGACUUUCUGAGUGAGGCCAGCAUCAUGGGCCAGUUCGACCAUCCCAAUAUCAUUCGACUGGAGGGAGUCGUCACCAGAUGUAAGCCUGUGAUGAUAGUGACAGAGUACAUGGAAAAUGGAUCUCUGGACACUUUUUUGAAGAAACACGACGGGCAGUACACGGUGAUCCAGCUGGUGGGAAUGAUGCGUGGGAUAGCCGCAGGGAUGCAGUACCUUUCAGAGAUGAACUAUGUGCAUCGGGAUUUGGCGGCACGAAACAUUCUGGUGAACGGAAACCUGGUGUGUAAAGUGUCUGACUUCGGGCUGUCACGUGUGCUGGAGGACGAUCCAGAGGCGGCGUAUACUACACGGGGGGGUAAGAUUCCCAUUCGAUGGACAGCCAGUGAGGCCAUCACCUACAGGAAGUUCACAUCAGCCAGUGACGUGUGGAGUUACGGCAUUGUCAUGUGGGAGGUGUUAUCCUAUGGGGAACGACCGUACUGGGAAAUGUCCAAUCAGGACGUGAUAAAAGCAAUAGAUGAAGGCUACAGGCUACCGGCUCCAAUGGACUGUCCGGUGGUGCUUCACCAGCUCAUGCUAGACUGCUGGGAAAAGAACCGCAGCGAUCGGCCCAAAUUCGGGCAGAUUGUCAACACCCUGGACAGGCUGGUCCGGAACCCAAGCAGCCUGAAACAGCUGGCCAACUCUGCAGUCUGGGAGGACCCAGUAACUCCUGACACGGGGGUCAACACAGUGGAUGACUGGCUGGACUUGAUUAAAAUGGGUCAAUAUAAGGAACAAUUCUGUAGUGCCGGCUACGUCACCCUGGACUCGAUUCUGUAUGUCAGUUCCAGUGAACUGGAUAAGAUGGGCGUAGCACUGGCAGGCCAUCAGAAAAAGAUCCUAUCUAGUAUCCAGUGUCUUCAGGCACAGCAUGGGACUCAAGUUCAGCACUGAAGUUCCUCAGCCCUACAGGAGAAUGGGCGGGUACUUUCCCUUUUGUGAUCAGCAUCUAGAAAUCUUCUAAGGCAGUUGAUCACUCUGGAUAUUCAAAGACUGUGGAUAUGUAUUUAUCCAAGUGAAGUAAGGACAAGGAUCAACACCAUGUGACAUCACAGCACUGUGAACAUCACGCUCCACUCCUCAUUGUACAGAAGAAGACCUUGAGAAGAAACACCGAUCGUGUCUUGUAAAUCUUUUUUUGCGAGUGAUACUAGUACGAUUUUCUUCAAUAAUGUGAACUGCGAGGAUGAGGAAACCUUCAGCGAGAUGUCCUUGAAGACUUGUGUAUGUGGAAAUAGUUUAGAAACAUUCAGCUCGCCUUUAGAAAGCAAUGAAGCACUGAUCUCUCUUUCAUGCGUACACACACACACUUAAACGGUACGUAGAAGGACCGCUCCUUGACCCCUAAUGCCACGCCGUGCUCCUGUCAAGCCCUCGGCAAUGUCUUUGGAAUAUGUCAAUUCCACCGCGGAGAACCCAGAGUUUCGAGGGCCCACGCUUGUCACUUUUGGCAAAUUCUGACAUCUGAUGAAUAGCAACUGCGAAACGAGAGACGUUUAAGGAAUGCAAAGUAACUGUGGCUCCAGACACAGGACAGCGUGACGAUGUCAUGAAGAGGGCAGAUGUCGUCCUUCCUUCACACUGGCAGCAGCUUUCGGACCUUUUCAACACGCUUUUUGUGGAGCCAGUCCAUUUGAUGUGGCUUUUCUUCAAAUUUCUUUGCAUAUUUAAAGUAUUUCGCCUCAUUAAACGCAUUUCAUCAUGAACGUGAGCCGUUAUGGACAUCUUUGUUGGAAGGAGACAGGAUGUGUUGAGCAUUUAACGAGGGAGCCUUUAUCCCUAAAUCGUCAUGGUGUUGAUGGAGCUGCACUCGGUGGACUGUCGAACCUGUAUUUGUGUUGGACCCCUUUUAGCGUAGCACUCUGAUGGUUACCGAAUGCUUGGUACCUUCUGAUUACGUUGUUAGAUUUGAUUGCAAAAUGGUGGAGCAUGUACAUUUCGUGCACCAUGUUCACAAUCCCGUGUAAAAAGUUGUCCGCAACAGAUGCUGGUGCUUUGAAAAUAGGUUCAUCCUCCAUUUUCUGGUUCCUCGCCCCAUGUUUCUUGGCAGUGCUUUGUUUUCGCACUUGGAAAUGGUGUGAUUUGAAGAAGAAAAGAUUGUAUUGCAGUAGAAAUCGAGACAUUGUACAGUGUUGGUUAUUGUAUUUGUACAGUAAUGACUUAGUGUUUUGAAGGUUUUUGUCAGUUGUAAAUUAAGGUGGUAACUCUUAUUUUAACCUUCAACUCUAGCUUUGAACAGACAAGGAUUGUGAGGCUGUAGAAUGUAAUGGACUAUUUAGCUUUAUGGUGUUGGGUAAAGCUAAGCAUUCUCAGGAUUGUUUUUUUUUUGUCACUGAUACACAAUUCAAAAUGGCAGCGGAUCAGACAGAACCGCCUACUCAGUUUUGUCGUCUACGGAUUUACUUCCUGUUUGAUGCCUUUUAGUUUCAGUGUUCAUAUUUAUGUUUUGUCAUCAUUUACUUUUGGUGUUUUUUCAUUUUGUCUUGUUUUCCAGUAAAAAAAAAGUUAACAUAAGAAUAAUAUGUAAACAUAACAUUGUUUUCUUGCAUGAUUCUAAGAAACUUUAGUGGAGUCUAUGCUUAUAGUUUGUCAAGUGGGUAAAAAGUUUUAUUCAUGAUGCUGCAUAUCCCCUAAAACGCAUUAGUUUCUACAAUCUCCACUACGUUACACCUCGCUACUGGUCAGUAAGAUUUUUUUGAAAGAUAUUGAUACUUAUAAUUCAGCAAGGUUGUGUUUAAUUGAUCAAAACUGUAUUUUAACAUGUUAAAACAGAUUUUUAAGUUGUAUUCAUUUUACAAUUUUACUGUU